Messenger RNA from Toxotes jaculatrix (banded archerfish), 3381 nucleotides. It is a transcript of the gene ndnf, whose product is annotated as neuron-derived neurotrophic factor. NCBI's taxonomy places the organism in Eukaryota, Metazoa, Chordata, Actinopteri, Toxotidae. Gene Ontology annotation, molecular function: protein binding. The transcript is spliced from 4 exons. The record is from RefSeq and is a predicted model, not a curated record. Gene Ontology annotation, biological process: extracellular matrix organization. The coding region runs from base 377 to 2092 and encodes 571 amino acids.
CGCACCAGUUUUGCCUCCAAUCCAGUGGAGGUUUCAAUAGCAGCAGCGCGGCAGGGGAGGGACGCACUGCCAGCACUCAGGAUACCCACUCACACACACUCUCUCACACACACUCCUGCCCACCAGAGACCAGUUAAAUCCGCAAGAAAACUGCAAACACGCACCAGAGCAGUCGCCUAAUCCGAUUGAUAGGCACCAACAAUAGAAGUGAAAACUGGGGGAACUACUGGACACUGCAGAGGACAACUUGUGUUUUGAUUUUUCUUUGAAAUCGCUUUAGUUGUGAAGCACUUUGUGAUCUUGGUGAUAUCAGAGCGGUUUUAGGAACAAGAAGCGCCAUCCUUCAGAUAACUUCGCCUUUUCAUAUCCCGAAAGAAUGAGGCAGUGUAAAGGUUGGAAUACGGUGCUACUGGUGCUUUUGGGACUGGGAGCUGUGGCCCAGAAGCUGCCCACGAGAGACGAAGGGCUCUUCCAGAUGCAGAUCAGAGACAAGACGCUGUUCCACGACUCCUCCGUCAUCCCAGAUGGAGCUGAGAUCAGUGGCUACCUUUUCAGAGACACAGCUAAGAGGUACUACUUUGUGGUGGAAGAAGACAACACACCCUUGUCUGUGACCGUGACACCUUGCGAUGCUCCUCUGGAGUGGAAACUCACACUGCAGGAGCUGCCAGAAGAGGCCAGCGGAGAGGGAUCAGGAGAGCCUGAACCUCUGGACCAGCAGAAACAGCAGGUGACCGCAGACGAAGGGACGGAGCUCUUCACCUACAAGGGUAAUGAUGUGGAGUCCUAUGUGGCCACCAGCACGCCCUCUGGCCUCUACCAACUGGAGCUGCUGUCUACAGAGAAAGACAGCAACUUUAAGGUGUACGCCACCACAACUCCAGAGUCUGACCAGCCAUACCCGGAGCUGCCUUACGACCCUCGUGUGGAUGUGACUGCCCUAGGCCGUACCACUGUCACCCUGGCUUGGAAGCCUACACCUACAGGCUCUCUGAUGGGCCAGCCAGUCCAGUAUUGUGUAGUAAUCAACAAAGAGCACAAUUUCAAGAGCAUGUGCGCUGCUGAAGCUAAGAUGAGCACUGAUGAUGCCUUCAUGCUGGCUCCAAAGCCCGGCAGAGACUUCAGCCCGUUUGACUUUAUGCACUUUGGCUUUGUUCCUCCUGACAGUGGUUUUGGCAAAGAUCGAGGGCUCACAAGUAACAAGAUCUCACGUGCGUACACAGCCAAGCCCAAAACAUCAGACAUUCAGAAGGUGUGUAUUGGCAAUAAAAAUAUUUUCACCGUGUCAGAUCUGAAGCCAGACACACAAUACUACUUUGAUGUGUUUGCUGUCAAUUCUGCCACCAACACCAGCACAGCAUACGUGGGAACUUUCGCCCGCACUAAAGAGGAAGCUCGUCAGAAGACAGUGGAACUGAAAGACGGCAAAGUAUCGGAUGUUUUCAUCAAGAGAAAAGGCAGCAAGUUUCUGCGUUUUGCCCCCGUCUCUUCCCAUCAGAGGGUCACUCUGUUUGUCCACACAUGCCUGGACGCCGUGCAGGUGCAGGUGAGGCGCGAUGGUAAGCUGCUGCUCUCCCAGAACGUGGAGGGGGUACGGCAGUUCCAGCUGCGGGGAAAGCCAAAAGCCAAGUACCUGAUCCGCUUGCGGGGUAGCAGGAAAGGAGCCUCCACUUUGAAGGUACUAGCCACCACACGACCCAGCAGCAAGCAGCCCUUCCCUUCACUUCCGGAGGAUACUCGCAUCAAAGCCUUUGACAAGCUGCGCACCUGCUCCUCCGUCACCGUGGCCUGGCUGGGCACACAGGACCGCAACAAAUACUGCAUUUACCGCAAGGAGGUGGCUGAUAAUUACGGCGAGGAGCAGAGGCGCCGGGAACAAAACCAGUGUGCCGGGCCAGAGACCCGCAGGAAGUCAGAAAAGGUCCUGUGCAAGUACUUCCACAGCCCGAACCUGCAGAAAGCUGUGACUACAGAGACCAUCACAGGUCUGGAGCAAGGCAAGACCUACCUGCUGGACGUUUACGUGGUGGGACACAGUGGUCACUCAGUGAAAUACCAGAGCAAACUGGUGAAAACAAGGAAGUACUGCUAAAUGACUCUGCAAAGAAUAAAUCUAUUAUAAAUAUAUAUAUUAAAUAAGUUUAUUUAACUCUAAGUGAUAUUCUACUAAGGAGUGUAUACAGACUGACUACUCACACAGCUGAUGGGCCUGUGGCAGUGACUGAACUGUUUGUAGAGAGAGAGAUAUCCACCUGUAUAUUUAUGUUUACAUUUCAUUGUGGCACGUCUGGGUGGCCCAUGGUGUGAGCUGCUUUGUUACCAGGCUUGUCGUCUUGACAUCAUGUUGCCACUGGGGAGGCAGAACUUCAAAGAGGAUCAUCUUUCAUGUUCUAUGUUGCUUUGUCGCUGCAUGACAUUUGCUUUUGUCUGUCAUAUUUGUCUGUUCCUUCGGUUUCACAUCACGUUGAUCGGAGGAGAUACAGUCGCUGCCUGUAUUGUAUAAAUCUCUCACUGCAUAUUCACAUACAUGUUUUAGGAAGAAUUUAAAUUAUUUUAUACUUUUCGUCUCUCUUUUCAAUUGUCUGUUUUUAUUGAUGACAAUAAUAACUGUUACGAGGAAAUUCCAGUUUUAUGAGGAGGUUGUUGUAGUUCAGACAUUCCCUUAUGUAUCUCAGCCAGUGUUUGCUCUAGAGCCCAUCUUGUAAAUGUGUUCUGUGCUGGAGAUCUGUGUAAUUAUCACUGUAUCGCUGUGUGUGUGUGUGUGUGUCACAUGUACAGAGUUGUCCUGCCAAUAUUCAUGUACAUAAACACUAAAUAUAGAACAAGUAAUCCCUGUGUCACCCUGGGUGUCAUGUUCUUUUGCCAAGCAGUUAACAUCACAAUCAUGGCUCCGAGAUGAAAGAGCGCUCUGCGUAUUGUGUUCAUACUCUCAGACACCUAUAUCAGGGCUGUGUAUAAGCAGGACUCGAUACUUGGAGUUAUUUUAAAUGAUAACUUGAUCCUAAAAAUGAUUUGUGACAAGAAAAGUUCAUAAGAGGAUGAAUUAUUCGCUGGAAAUAACUUUUAAGACCCUCAUCACACACGUGGAAAAUGUUACUUCCUGGCACCAUCGUUUGCAGUCAAAUCUCCACAUCUUAGCAUGUUCUGAGAGCAUUUAUUUGCCACUGCUAGACAACAAUUCAUAUUUUUAUUGGGAGGUUUUAUUUUUUUACAUGGUCUACUUUUCUUGUGCUCUUGCACAAGAAACUUCUAAUACAUACGUUUUAGCUCUUUACAGCUCUGAGACUAUACUCCAUCUGUUUCACAUGGUCCCCCUGUAAUCUUUGUUUUUGUAUUAAAACAGUCACGAGAAGUUAUCUGAUGUUGCUGCCCUGUACACUG